This is a messenger RNA of Carassius carassius (crucian carp), 1647 nucleotides long. Its product is annotated as Fc receptor-like protein 5. Lineage: Eukaryota; Metazoa; Chordata; Actinopteri; Cypriniformes; Cyprinidae. Bases 73 to 1647 code for a protein of 524 amino acids. The record is from RefSeq and is a predicted model, not a curated record. Gene Ontology annotation, molecular function: transmembrane signaling receptor activity. Gene Ontology annotation, biological process: cell surface receptor signaling pathway. The transcript is spliced from 13 exons.
GCGCAGGUUUCAGGAAGUCUUGAGUCUUUAACACAGUCUGUGUCUUUAACCGUCUGUCAUCAUUCAGUCAGUAUGGAGCUCAGUCAACUUCCUCUUGUGCUCUUGCUGAUUUCAAUCAUCUACUCUGGACAAACUGAAGAAACACCAAAACCCACAGUGACCAUCAAACCUGCUCAACAUGUGUUCAGAGGAGAGACAGUCACUCUCAGAUGUAACAUAAAUGAUGAAGGAGUCACUAGCUGGCAGUACGGCUGGUAUAAAGAUGGUUCAGACAAAUCUUUCAGUGAACUACAGGAAUACACAUUCAGUUCUGUUACUGAGUCUGACGCAGGUAAAUACUCCUGUGAUGGAGCAGAGCCAGAAGGAUCACACAGCUCACACCGCAGUGAUGAAGUUAGGCUGACAGUAUCAGCCCAGGCUGUUUUAAGUGUUUCUCCACAGACGGGGUUGACUGAAGGAGAUCCAGUGACUCUGAUCUGUGAGGUUAAAGGCUCCUCUACAGGCUGGACAUUCAGCUGGUUCACUCUAACUCUCUCAUCAGACUACAGAUAUCAUUAUGAUCUGCUCUCAGACAGCAGCAGAGGAGCUGGAGGAAAAUACACUGUCAGUUCUGCUACAGUAAAACACACAGGAGUUUAUGUGUGCACAGCAGAGAAAGGAGAACCAGUCUAUUACACACAGUACAGCAACACACAGUUAAUAUUGGUCACUGGUGUUUCUCCAGGUGUCUCUCUGAUGGUCAGUCCCAGCAGAACUCAACACUUCACAUCUGUCUCUCUCUCUCUGAGCUGUGAGGACCAGAGUAACUCUACUGGAUGGACAGUGAGAAGAUACACAGAGAGCAGGCAGCUGAAAGAUUGUUCAUCAUUACGUCGAGGAUCACAAACAGGAUCUUCAUGUACAAUCAGAGACACCAGAACAUCAGACACUGGAGUGUACUGGUGUGAGUCUGAAUCUGGAGAGAAAAGUCAUCCUGUUAAUAUCACUGUACACUCUGGUGUGAUUCUGGAGAGUCCUGUUCAUCCUGUGACUGAAGGAGAAACUCUGACUCUUCGCUGUUUAGAUCAAUAUACAUCCUCACCAAACCUCAGAGCUGAUUUCCAUAAAGAUGGGUCACUCAUCCAGAGUCAAACUACAGAGAUGAUCAUUUCUACUGUCUCAAAGUCAGACGAGGGUUUCUACUCCUGCAAACUCCCAGAGAGAGGAGAGUCACCCGAGAGCUGGAUCUCAGUCACAGCUUCCUCCAAAAGAUCAGGAUCUGAUGAUCUCAGUCCAGUGAUAGUUGGAGUGACUGCUGGACUCAUAUUUUUCAUCAUCGUCUUCUUGGUCUUUCUGUGGCACUACAGAAGAAACAAAGGUGGAGGAUCUGAGUCUCUCUCUCGUGUCAGUCAACAGCAGAACAGCAGUCAGACAUCAGACCAGAACCAGAGUGAAGCAGGAAAUAAAACACUCAUGUCUGGAACUGCUCAUAUUUAUGACUCUAUUGAUGCAGCAAUUAAUAAAGACAUAAGCACAGACAAUGUAAUUGGACCUACUGAAAACACCUAUUCCGAAAUCAGCCUGAUCCAUAAAGGGAAAACCAGUGAAAGUUCUGACACCGUUUACUCUAAACUGAAACCCAUCAAGGUGCUGGAUCUAGUGAUGUGA